This is a messenger RNA of Cottoperca gobio, 5734 nucleotides long. RefSeq names its product adaptor related protein complex 1 subunit sigma 1 (gene ap1s1). NCBI's taxonomy places the organism in Eukaryota, Metazoa, Chordata, Actinopteri, Perciformes, Bovichtidae. The record is from RefSeq and is a predicted model, not a curated record. Gene Ontology annotation, biological process: vesicle-mediated transport; intracellular protein transport. The transcript has 5 exons. Gene Ontology annotation, molecular function: clathrin-cargo adaptor activity. Bases 345 to 818 code for a protein of 157 amino acids. Gene Ontology annotation, cellular component: membrane coat; AP-1 adaptor complex.
GAGGCGGAACUGCUCAGUGUAGCAGUGAAUGUGUUCAGCUCAGCUCUAAGUUACCUAGUACAGUAUCUGACACAGACAUGCACUAUCAACGUUAGCUGCGGUGUAUUUGUUUAGGUGGACCAGGCAGUGUAGACGUAGUAUAGCUGUGUUCCGUCACAGUAGUUUAAAUAUAUAUAGAAGAAAUGGUAAGUGACUGCUUCUCUUCCGCUUAAAAAGGGGGCAGGAGCUAAGUGCUAAGCUAAAGCUAGCAAGGUGUAUGAUUUCAGGAAGUGUCUACCUGCGCUACCUUCACCUGGCUUCUGUCAGCAUAGCCUGCAAGCUAACAGGCCGUAUAACAGCAUAAGAUGCGUUUCAUGCUGCUUUUCAGCCGUCAGGGGAAGCUGCGGCUGCAGAAGUGGUAUACAGCCACAUCUGAGCGUGACAAGAAGAAGAUGGUCAGGGAGCUGAUGCAGAUAGUGCUCGCACGCAAACCAAAAAUGUGCAGCUUCCUCGAAUGGAGGGACCUCAAGAUUGUCUAUAAAAGGUAUGCCAGCCUGUAUUUCUGUUGUGCAAUUGAAGAGCAGGACAAUGAACUGAUCACACUGGAAGUCAUCCACCGCUUCGUAGAGCUUCUGGAUAAGUACUUUGGCAGUGUGUGUGAGCUGGACAUCAUCUUUAACUUUGAGAAGGCCUACUUCAUUCUAGAUGAGUUCCUGAUGGGAGGAGAAAUACAGGAUACGUCUAAGAAGAGUGUCCUCAAAGCUAUUGAACAGGCGGACCUACUGCAGGAGGAGGACGAGUCACCGAGGAGUGUGUUGGAGGAGAUGGGUUUGGCGUAGUACACAGCAGAGUUGUGAGAGACUACAGAUACUAAGGCAGAGGGCUGGAGGAGAGGGGCGGGGAACAAUCUGGGAUUGAACAUGCUUGGACUGACAUCGUUUGGCUCUGUGUAUCUUUGGCUCUGGGGUCUGAUGUACAGUUUAACUUGGGAAGAGACUUGGUUAACAAUGGAAGAUCCUUGCAUUGACAGGCCCUUUAGCUCUGUGUGUGUGUGUGUGUGUGUGUGUGUGUGUGUGUGUGUGUGUGUGUGUGUGUGUGUGUGUGUGUGUGUGUGUGUGUGUGUGUGUGUGUGUUUGUGUUUGUGUGUGUGAGAGAUCUGAGCGUGGGGUCGAGGAAAUGGCAUACAUUUAAACUUGUGGGUGGCAGCAACAGGGGCGGGGCGGGAGGGGGGCGAUGUAUGUGUUCAGUUUUUUUUAAGGGCUGAGAUGGAGUCCAGUUUUGCUUAUCAGAGAUUUAGAAAUAAUAAUCCACAGUGGAUACUGACGUUCGAGUCGCAGUGAGGCAGCUUGGCAGGCUGAUGCUUUGAUGCAAACACUCACACCGUGCAGUUUGUCAGGUACUGAAUGUGGACUAACACGAGGUCAGGGGUUUGGGUAAAAUAAGAUAGAUGAGCAUCACUUAAAAGAUAAGUCUGAUGUUCGCGUUAUAUUUUUUGUGUUUUCAGCAAUUCUCAUGAAAAGACCAAACCUAACCAUUGUGUUAGUCCAUCUCUCAAUAUGUUCUGAUUUCUCUACGCUGUGUGACACUCGGCUCCAAGCCCAUUGGCUCCUACUAACGACAUAUGUUUGAAAACGGCUCAUAAUAUAGUUUGUUGUUAGCUAGCGAACGAUACCCAAACAAUAGAUUUGUAUGUAUUUAUUUCUAACAUUUUACAAAUAAGUAAAAAGACAAAACUAAAAAAUUACAAAUAAAAUAAACACUAAACAUAAAACAAACUUUUAAUAUACACAUUCUCAUAAACAUUAUCAAUUAAUAAUGUAAAUAGAUAUUACAUGUCUGAAAAGGAGUAGUAAGGAGUAUAUCCUACCAUUUGUCCAUAACUAAUAAUAAUCAGGAGGAAAUAGUACAUUUAUUGGGAACUAUUUUCAGCGGCGGAUUUAUCCACAUUUGAAGGAACAUGUCACUCAGUGCAACAGUGUUGCUUAUUAAUGUGUUUUUAAUAGUUUAUUUUUAAAUGGAGCUCGAUGGUGCAGCACAAUAAUAUAUAUCCGGCUUAAGAUGCGCACACUUGUUAGCUGGAUACAUUCAUUGUUGGGUUCGGUCUGCACAUGAGAUUUGGUGAGUAUCAGAAAAAAUUAAUACCACCAGACCUUUUUAAAAAUAAAUGUCUGUGUUUAUGCAAUUAUUUUAUAUGAUUCCAAUCAUUUAAACUACACUUAAUGUUUUAAAAAGUUCUAUAGCAUUUUUUGCAUAAAGGCAAAGUUGUUUCGUUUGGAGUUCAUUCCUGUAUCGGUGAUUGUCCCGUUUUACCUAACACGACAGGCCCGGGGUGAUGAACUGCGCUGUGGAUUGUGAAUAACGAACCAAAGACAUUUGAGACUUGCACCACAGCCUAAAAUAACUCGUUUACAUAUGAGCCGUGCGUAUGUAAGUGGACUGAUGUACCAGGCGAGAGGGAAAUGUCAAGUCUGUCUUAUGCAAUUUAACAAAGUGCAACUGAGAAUCACAUCUCACUGAGUUCUUCCUCCAGACAGCAGGAAAUAAAAAGAAAACUCACUCAGAUGAAAAAAGUUCUGCGUUGUUUGAACUUGACAUUGGUACUAACCGGUACUACGUGUUAGGACUGGAUUUAAAUGUCAAGGCAAUUUAGAAUAAACUGAAUUUUAGACGAGUAAAUCCGACGGUCCCAAACGUGCUGUUACAAUGUUUUAUCAUGUUUGACCGUGUGGUGGUUACCGAUGUCGGUAAUCUGUUUGAAAUGCCAUCGCGUCGCAAGAUGAGCAUCCGCUGCUCGAGUCAUAGAAGUGAGUAAAGGAAGAGAGCGAGAUCUCCUGUAAAUGCCCUUCCUGUAACGCAGUGCGUCGUUCUAGUUGGUUAAACUGUCAUUUAAGUUAAGCAAAGUGCAUUUCUCGAACAGUAGUAUACCUGCAACCAGUUGUGAACCCAUUCUUUAGGGGUGUAACAGUUCACCGUUGUGAUGGUGGGUUAACCUCGUUAAGAAAGCUCGAUCAACCUACAGUCUAAAUAUGGUUUCCUUGAUUUAGUUCAGAUCGGCUUGUUAUCAGACAAAUCAUUUAUUGUCAUUGAGCACAUGCACAAACAUCUUGUGUUUAUGCAUGCAGGGUUGGGCGUUUGAUAGAAAUGUAUCUCAUUGCAUCAGAAUCUUUUCGUAUCCAAAGUUAAACAUAAGCAAAAGUAUAUUCUACUAUCUUUGUAAACCACAUUUUCUGUUCUCCUCUUUAUCCCAUACUGGAAGUUCUGAUCCAACACUAUUAAACUGUUGAUCUGAUACAGAUGAAUUAUCUGUUGCCGUGAAUGUUUAUCAUUUUAACUAGCGAGACUAAAUAUUCCAAAAUGUGCAAAGCAGUCAGAUCCCAACUCUACUCCCACCGAUAAUACAGAGUGUAUAUGUGAACUGUUACACCACCGGUAUUUAGUUAGUGUGUGUACUAACUUUAUGCAUGACCGAGUGUGUUGGCUAUAUAAACUUUGCAAUCAGAUGAAGGCGUUGUACAAAAUAUCCUAGUAGAUUCAGGAAAAUAAAUAAUUGAAAAUGAUCCAUGUUCAAUCAAAUUUCAGCAAAUGUUCGCUUAAAAAAAUAUAUAUAUCUAAUAUGAGUCUGACUAGGUGACAAUGCAGUUUUCUAUAAACUCCCAAUUGGUUUGUUGUCUUGACGUCACUAUUUAUACAAUGUAGGGUAUCAAUGUCAAUGUCAAUUUCACAAAGAAACGUUCAUCUGAAAUAGGGCCGGGUGAUAUGUUAACUUAGGUAAAAUGUAUGAUUUAUUAUCAGAUAGUUUUUGAAAAAUAAUUGCUUUUAAGCUUCAUCACAAUAUUAAUUCUACAUACCGUUUCAGUGGCUGCCGCUUGCUAGGGUUUUGUUACAUUUUCCAAUCCCAUGUACAGAGGAAAAUCUUCCUUUUUAUUGCCUCAAAAUGUAUGCAUGUUUUUCAUUAUACAGGGAUAUCAUUUCUAUAAUGUCCUCUCAGGAGUUCUGGACAAACCACCCUCUAAUAAGAAAUUAAUUUUCUUUGUUUUGUGCUCUCGUGUGAACUCCUGUGACCUGCUGACCUGCUUUUCUGUACAGAAAGAGAACUUUUAAGUAAAUAUUGGACUGCAACACUAUGUUCUCUAAGAAGAACUACAUCUAUGACCUAUGUGCAGGUGUACCUCCUGGAAAAACUGAGAAAAGGUCCGGCCGCAGGACAUUCAUCCUGAACGUGCAGCGCUAUUGUCUGUACACAGCAAGGACUAAUCCUUUGUUUUCCUCUGCUGAAUUCUGAAUGUUAGUCCGUGUUUUAAGAGUAAGGGCUCACUGUGUGAUCUGAUUGUUUUCUCUGUCGGCAUGUGGUGGAACAAAUGGAAAAGAAGAGCGCUGGGAAGAGGUACUAUGUGCUGAAAACUGCUGCAAAACAAAAAAAGAUUGUUCACUGAUUUAUGUACAGUACAUGGAGCAGCAUUUGGGGCAAAAAUAUUUGAGUUCUGAGAUAUUCUAAGAAACGUGAUAGAAAUGUUCAUUUUAAAGGGGACGUAUGUUACAUUUUCAGCUUUGUACUUGUAUUUUAGGUUACUACUAGAACAUGUUUACAUGCUUCAAUAUUCAAAAAACACAUUAUUUUUCUCAAGCUGUCUGAAUAUACCUGUAUUGCAAAAUUGCAAAGGUAGUUCUCUAGCUGUUUUUGGAGAUGCUCAGAUGAUAAUCAUUAUAAUGAGCCUGCGUGUGACACCCGAAUGGCAGACAAAUCUGAAUUGCUUGUUGAAUUCCAUGUUUUCUGAGUGAGGCAGCCCAAAAAGCUGACUGGGUUGUCUUAUUUCACAGUUUGUAGAUAGGUACACAUUUCAGAUACCCAAAUGUAUGUCAACAAGGACUGAAAAAAGUGAGUUUUUCCUAAUAUGUCCCCUUUAAGUCUCGCCCUUUCUUGUAUUUUGAAUCUCAGAAUUGAAAUAUAUCGUCUCCCUGUGGCCCUAAAGGGCUUAUUAUGCUUUAAACGAAAGUACUGUUUGUUGUCUGACCAUGUCUUUAAAGCAAGUCUGUUUUCUAUCCGCUCUGAAUGUCCACACUUGAUGGCUGCUGUCAUAGCUGCAUCCCACUGCCUCCACGAUCUCUCUCAUUUAGUUUCUCUUGUGUAUCUUAGUAGUCAUGAUGCAAUAACAGCUCACACUUUCAGACGGUUUCUCUUUGAAGGCUUUUAUGGUGUAACACUCUGUUGUGCACACGUGAAAUGACGGAGGUAACGUUCAAACCUCUGCACACCUGGCUAAUUGCUGCGUGAGGUGGCUGUGGUUACCAAAAUUGGACAUAGCCCCUUGAUGUUUGAGGCAUGAUUACCCUCCUCACAUAUAGUUUCAUCAUUAACCCUGACCUGCUGCUCCUAUCAUCCUUCAAAGAGACGUUCUUUGAAUAGUGUGUUGAGUAAGGUAUUGUUUCUCCAUUAGGUAAGAUUAUAUUUAAUGCCCAGUUUGAAAUUUGUCUUUGGUCAAUCAGUAUAUGCAAUGACUCAAUUUAUUUGGUGAUUUUUCUUGUUCAUAAAUUGAUUCACGUUCAAAGAGAAUGAAGCUUUUUGAUUUGAAAUCUCUUUUAAAGGUUGUUUGGUUCCUUGGAGGAGGAGAAGACUAGACGGUGUAUGUUUCAGAGAGCUGCCAGGGGCCCUGUUGUAGGAGAGCAGAAUCUCAGUGAAUCUGUAAUGCAGACAAAUGCUAAAGGGACUCAGUGUGUGAAUGUAAUUUUAUAAAGAAAUAAACCAUUUUAAGCUAAA